AGACGCAUAUCUAAACUGUUCAUGACUAUGACUCAACAGUAGAUCAUCAGAAGUCAUGACAACACCGGAUUCGGAUAGCAACGCCGAUCCAUUUGGUGGCUCAGAUCCUCCUUCAGCACCACUCACAUUCCGUGCCCCGCCUGUCUCAAACUGUGCUAAAUCAAUAAUCGACCGGAAGUUGAGAAAAUAUGCAUCCGAAACAUCGUUUGCAACUGAAACCGCUAGUGAAUCAAGUCUCGAACGAGAAGUUCCAAGUAGAUCAAGAGUUUUCACAGUAAAACCAGUUGGAACAAGAACACCUGGUGGUAUUGUCUUAACGAAUGGUGCAAGUAAUAGUAAUAGUACAAAUAACGGCGGAGUUCAUCGGAGCAGAAGAAGACACGAUUCGGAUGCAAGUGGAUCAGCUAAUUCAGAAGCCACCGUAGCUUCUGGAGCCAAUACACCAAGAAGAUGUCAUUUUAGAAGACCAAAAUCAACAAGUGAAAUGCAUCAAUCGUGUACUUCUGCAACAAUUCAUUCACUGGAAAGUCAUCACAAUGAGGAACGGAGAGCUAGUCACGUUUAUAUGAUUGAUGAUGAUUCUGUUCAUGAAUUUGAAGAUGAUGACGGUAAGUAAAGGUUUUGAUGAUCUACCAGGCUUUCAGUAAAACUUCAAACUGGAGUUUAAAUGUCUGUUGGCUCUAAACUAUAGCUAUAGUAAGAGAUGAAUUUAUUGAAUACAAAUUUCAUUGUUUCUAUUAAAACGGUUCUUAUAUUAAAAAUCGAUUUCAAUAUUGUUGUAAUUAACUCUGUUAGUAAACUGCUUGAUAUUUAGAAUAUGCAAUUCUUCAUCAUUAUUGACGCGUACUUUUAAAGAAUCCACUAGACUUAAAGUGAUAUACUUUGCUGCUAAAUAAAAGUUGAGACUAACGAUCUAGAAUUAAGAUCUUAAUGAUAUUUUGAUCCAUUUUCAUUCUUCUGGCACCUAUUAAAUGUCAACUCUCCGCAGGUUAACCACAAAUACAUUGUCCAAAAAUGCAUGCCUUUUUCAUUGCAAUCUAAAAUUGUUCACGGGGGACCCAAGCAGUCAACCAACCUGCUUUUUCAUCCUCUUCCUUCCUCUUUCUUCUAUUAUCUGCAGUGUUUUUAUUUAUUUCGUGGCGUCCGUCGUGUCCACGUAUUUUUUCUUUGAAAACAUGCUUGGCACCUAAGCUCCGCGGUUCCACAAUGGUUCAGCGAUUCACUUCUUGUGCUCAUGACACUUUCAUGAGAUAUGAGUGAAAAAGAAAGAAAGAAAGAUAUUCACUGUUCAGUAAAAACACAGAGGAAACAGAAAGAAAAAGGAGAAGAAGUUAAAAAAAAAGAGAGUAAGAAGAGAAGAAGCUCGUGUCAUCGCAAAUUGAAUUUCGGCUCAAGAAACGCUGUGAAGACGUCGCCGCGGCAUGGAGGCGCACAAUUCAGAUGACAUGAUGAGUUGUAGUAUGGAGACAUAAUUUGCGUUCACUUCAACUUAUGGAAACUGAUGCUUCAUUCUUUUUUCUUGAAGAUGUGACACGAAAUAGAGAAAGGAGAAGAUCCUACAGCAACAAAAAAGCGAGAAGAUUCGGUAAUCAAAUUGGCUCGUCGGACAGAUUGUGCCCCGCGGGGGAUGCGGCUCUUUGAACUCUUGAGAUGACAUCCUAUUUCUUUUUCGGAAAAAAAUUGAGAAGAUUAUUCAUAGGAAUUCUAUUUCUGACGAAAAUACGGAUUGAUAUUGGAUUGAAAAAGAUUUAAAUUGGAAAAUAGAGGUCUAGUGUGUAAAUGUGUUGACAAAUUCUCUUAUCCUAUCUCGGAAUUUGUCUGUAACUUCUAACUGAAAUUUCAUCUUGGAAAAUAAUAUUUACAAAACUUUGCUGAUUUUUCUGAAAUGUCUCAUCCGAGCCCUGAAGUUUGAUAAAUAUAGAUCUAAGUUUAACACUAAAGAGAGAAAAUUAGGACAAAUCUUCAGUAAAAAUUCGCAAACUCUUGCAUACACUUGAUCCAAUAUUUCCUCAAAUAUCAAUCCUAGAGUCUUCACUUUAAUCUAAUAAUUUAACCGAAAUGUCAAAUGAAAUGAUCUCGGGUCGAAAAAAUCGAAUGUUCCAGCAUCAUUGUUCUCACAAUUUCUACGUAAUACUACAGUAGUCUCUUCGUUGAAUUAAAAUUGUGUCAAAAAUAAGAUUCAAAGAAUUGAGCCACUUUGCACCAAUGACUUCAUUUUUCUAUUCUUGCAAAAAACAACGAGUGAUUCAACAUCUAGUUAUUAUUAGAACACAUCAUUUUUCUUAUAUCCGAGCACUUCAAUAUCCACUUAUCCCCCGUAAAAAACUUGUUCAGCAUGUUCGGCUGUGCUCUUCUUUUUGUACUUCCGUGCACACUUCCUUCUGAAAAAGAGUAAUCAUCAAAGGCUAAAAAUGCGCACGACGGCGGAUCGUCUCUGAAUAAAAAAGGAAACGAGAAAGGAAAGAAGAAGCAGUCCCGAAAUCCGAUUCAUCAAUCCCAUAAUAUGCGGCGCCGGCGGUUCUUCUCCCCCUUCGUUUUUCCUUCUUCUUCUUGUCGUCAACGACUCUACUGAGUAGUGAAUGGAAUGGGCAUGAAGUAAAAAAGGGGCAGGCUGAAGAAAAAAGAGAGCGCUGAGAGAGAAUCUAAAAGUGGUUUGUGCUGCUGCUGCUUCUGCUGCUCGUGAAGCUCCCUAGCUCCGCCCCAAAAGGGAAGCAGUGCCCCCUAGGCCAGUCCAUCGUGGACGGCUCCUUGACGUAGUCCAAUAUUCUCAAUUUCUUCAUUAAUAUUAUUAUUAUUAUUACUUACUAAUGAAUGUCACCAAUGUGAAGGUGUUCGUUUCGAAUGGAAGUGUUCGAAAAGGAUCAGACGUCGACUCGUACCGCACACCACUCGAUUUUGCCAGCUGCAGUUCGGGCAUUUCAGAAGAAUACCCUCUGCUUCUGAAAAAUGGUGACGAUGGAAUCAGUCAGGGAGGUAUUUAUAUUAAGAAACCAGAUCCCAGGCAACGAGUGAUGGCUAGAAGAACAUCACAUACUCUUUUGUAUGUUCCUGAACAACGACGAAUAUCAAAUGUUUCUGGAAACUCGGUUGCAUCUUGCCCACCCGGUACAGUACAAACUUCUGGUGAGGAAGAUGACAAAGUACCCCCUGCUCCAUCAUUUUCUCUUCAUCUUAGUCCAGUUGGUACAAGAAGAAAAUCUGUUCAAACGGGAGCACCUGCCAUUGGGUUUCGUCCAUUGAAAACAUUUGAACGACGUGCGAGUCAGCCUACACUACAGUUUGAGGCUAAAAAAGCAACAAUGAACAGUGGUACAAGUUCAGGUGGAACCGCAGGAGGAACAGUCAAUUUAAUUAAUACAGCUCAAUCGACAACUAUUUCUCUACCUCCUGAUAAAGCUAAAAUGCUAACAAAAAGAGUAUCCUGGUUAUCAAUGAAGUCGUUGCAACAAGAGGAUCCAAAGACUCGAAGAUCAAGUGCAUGUGGCUCACCACGUGGUGGAUCUCCAAGUCGAACUCUUUCCCAAUAUGGCUCCCAACCAUUUUUAGCAGAAGAUCGUGAUUUUGACAGUGAUACUCCGCCAUUGGAUACUCUCAGUUGGAGUAAUGCUGGAAAUGAAUAUGACAAUGUGACCUUGAUGUACGCAAAACAUGAAAAGAUUCCGAUGAAAGAUUUUGGAUCCGAGAUCAGAGCAACAAUGGACAUUGAUCAUCUGUUGAAUAAAGCGGUUCUUCUACUCGAUCUUCAGGAGACGAGUCUCGAAGAGAUUUUUGCCAAAAUCAUUCAUGAAAUGGAUAUUCAAGAACCAGAAUUUACAAGUGAACAAGUGAGAAGUGUACUUUUCACACAAGACGCUGGAAAUCAGUUUCAUAUUCUGUCUCGAACAGUUCAAUCAAUAUGUACCACUGGAUCAGUUGGCGGAAGUUUCGAUUACGAUCAAACGUGGAUUUGUGCAUUAUGUAUGCUAAACACUGUUCAACAUCGUCAUGUUGCUAUUGCUCGUCUCUCUCAUCCAACAAAUUUGGGUAGAACUAUGCAAGAUCUUCGAUUUAUCAUUAUUGUGAUUGCACCAAGCAGGGCGAAAGGAACAAAAACUGCACUGGAAACGACACGAACCUUUGCCACACUUUUUGCUGACAUGGAGAUCCGUCAACGAUUGGUGAUGGCACAAAGUGUUGAACAGUUUAGAUCAACUCUUCUAUCAGCAGCAAAAGAAUUGGCAAUGGAUCAGAAUCAAUGGAGGGAACGGAAAUCAUCGAUUCAUUUGAGUCAUGCAAAAGAGCAGAUUUUUGGCCCAGAAGCUUGGUAUCCAUUUCGAGGACUGGUUGAAGAGUUCAAGCGACGUCUCGCAAUAUAUCCAUCAGAUUAUCUUGAUGGUAUUCGUGGACAUAAAACAGUCCAAAAAUUGUUCUCUACUGUGGUUUUCUUGUAUUUUGCGUGUCUUUUACCUGCAAUUGCAUUCGGUGUGCUCAAUGAUGAUAAUACAAAAGGAGCUAUUAAUGUAAGAAAAGUGAUAAUUGCUCAAGCAAUCGGUGGAAUCUUCUUUUCUCUUUUCGGUGGUCAACCAAUGAUUAUACUAUUAACAACAGUGCCUUUAGCAAUUUAUAUAAAAGUGAUAUUCAAAAUAUCUCAAGAACUUGGUUAUGACUUUCUGGCAAUGUACGCGUGUGUCGGGCUGUUUUGUCAAAUGUUUUUGAUACUUUACUCGGCGACCGAGCUGUGCAGUUUAAUGAAAUUCGCAACAAGGUCUGCCGAGGAAAUGUUUUCACUCUUCAUAGCUAUCGCAUUCACGGUCGAAUCUAUACGGGCAAUACACAACAGUUUCAAAAAGAACUACAACGAUUGUGACACAUCGGCCAUAUCAAUGAAAGCAGCUAGGACAGCACUAAACGCCUUCAAAAACGGUUCGAACGCAGACAGUAUUGUAGGAAAUAUCACAAGCAGUAUGAGCAUCGGAGAUACGGGAAGUCUCUGUCGAAGAGACACAUCAAUUCUCUAUAUGCUUCUCAUGUUUGGAACACUUUGGCUUGGACUAUUCUUGUACAAUUUUCGAAAAACUCCAUAUUUGACAAGGUCUCGACGCGAAUGGCUUGCGGAUUAUGCACUUCCAGCAUCAGUUCUCAUUAUGUCAUUCACUGGAUCGUACGCUUUCUCAGAUAUUGAGAAAGAUCGAUUCAAUCUUCGUUUCGAGUUCCCCUUGAUUCAAAUGGCUGACGUAACUUCACUGCCACCAUCCGGAUAUUUUGUGUGCCUUCUUCUUGGAUUCUCCUUGUCCUUUUUAUUUUUUAUUGAUCAAAAUAUUACUUCGGCAAUUGUAAAUAACAAUCAGAAUAAACUUAAAAAGGGAACAUCUCACAACUUGGAUCUUUUCGUUGUUGCUCUACUCAACAUGUUCUUAUCGGUUUUUGGUCUUCCUUGGAUGCACGGAGCCCUCCCACACUCGCCUCUUCAUCUCAGAGCCUUGGCUGAUGUUGAGGAAAGGGUUUCUCAAGGACAUGUUCAUGAAGUAAUAAUGAAUGUUCGUGAGACUCGUCUCGCUUCUCUCAUUGCUCAUGUUAUGAUUCUUGUUUCAAUGUUCUUCCUGAUUCCGUAUCCACUUCAACUCAUCCCAACAUCUGUUCUACAUGGUCUUUUCCUAUACAUGGCACUCACGUCGUUGUCUGGAAAUGAGAUGUUUGAACGAUUACUUCUAUUGAUAACUGAACAGCAAGCCUACCCACCAACUCAUUACAUUCGUAAAGUGCCCCAACGAAAGGUGCAUCUGUUCACAGCCUGCCAACUGCUCCAGCUUAUUAUUCUCUGUGCAUUUGGUUUUUCACCGUAUCCAUUCAUCGAGAUGGUGUUUCCAAUUGUGUGUUUCUUCUUUCUACCUAUUCGACACACGUUGAUUCCGCGUCUCAUUGAUUACAAGUAUCUGGAUGCUCUUGACGGUCGUCAUUAGAAGAUCCAGAUCAAUUCAAAAUUUGUUCCUGGAUCCUACUUCUUUCCCAAUUCUCCCGUCCCAUUCAAUAAGUAGAUGAGUACUUUCACAUUCUCAUACGGGUGACAUUCCGCUUUCCCUCAAGUCAAUCCCCACAAGUUGCUGUAAAAUUGCUCCUUUUUAAACUUUUUUUUUUGAACAUCCCGAACAAUCCGUUUUUCCGAGUGACCUUAUUUGUUUCAAUUCUACCCCCAAAUUGCCCAACUUCAUUUCCUUUCAAUUUUCUAGAGAAAAAUGUAAAAUAGAACGAGAAAGAGAUGAUUAUUUUAUAAAAGAAACGUGUUGG
This is a messenger RNA of Caenorhabditis elegans, 6264 nucleotides long. RefSeq names its product Bicarbonate transporter-like transmembrane domain-containing protein (gene abts-3). Gene Ontology annotation, biological process: monoatomic anion transport; bicarbonate transport. The record is from RefSeq and is marked reviewed. Gene Ontology annotation, molecular function: solute:inorganic anion antiporter activity. The transcript is spliced from 16 exons. Gene Ontology annotation, cellular component: plasma membrane; membrane. Lineage: Eukaryota; Metazoa; Nematoda; Chromadorea; Rhabditida; Rhabditidae. Bases 2808 to 5939 code for a protein of 1043 amino acids.